AUGAUAAUAUCAAUUCCAAGAUCCUUCCCACUAAAAAGCUUCCUUACACUGCGACAAUGUGAAAGUAAUGUAUGUUUAAAUGGCGCAACAUGUAAAGUAAACGAUCAAGACCGCAGCUUCCAUUGCCUUUGUCCAGUUGGUUUCGAAGGAUUGUUGUGUGAAUCGGAGAAAGUUUGUUCUUUGGAAUGUCACAACAAUGGAGUAUGUGUCUUCACAGAUGUCGGAAAACCAAAAUGUAAUUGCUCAGAAGGUAUUUGA
Messenger RNA from Loa loa (African eye worm), 258 nucleotides. RefSeq names its product neurogenic locus notch. The transcript is spliced from 2 exons. Bases 1 to 258 code for a protein of 85 amino acids. The record is from RefSeq and is a predicted model, not a curated record. NCBI's taxonomy places the organism in Eukaryota, Metazoa, Nematoda, Chromadorea, Rhabditida, Onchocercidae.